This is a messenger RNA of Teleopsis dalmanni, 620 nucleotides long. Its product is annotated as protein Fer3-like. The record is from RefSeq and is a predicted model, not a curated record. The transcript has 2 exons. Lineage: Eukaryota; Metazoa; Arthropoda; Insecta; Diptera; Diopsidae. Gene Ontology annotation, biological process: regulation of transcription by RNA polymerase II; developmental process. The coding region runs from base 1 to 582 and encodes 193 amino acids. Gene Ontology annotation, molecular function: protein dimerization activity; RNA polymerase II transcription regulatory region sequence-specific DNA binding; DNA-binding transcription factor activity, RNA polymerase II-specific.
AUGCAACAUCAUCCUGAACCGACAUAUAUGCCAGAGGUACCCUUUCAACCAUUGUGGGGGCAAGAAGCACCGCCAGCUCCACCUAUUGUACCAUAUCAGGAUUUAAUUGCAGGUUUUCCUUGCUCGGAUAUAGCACUUUGGCAGCGCUCCCAAGUCGGCAGCUUGGUUAAUCAACGACCAGGAAGUAUGCGAAGUAGCAAUCAAUCAUUAUCCAAUGGCAGUUCUACUAAAAAGACACGUCGACGUGUUGCAUCCUUGGCACAAAGACGUGCUGCAAACAUACGCGAACGCCGUCGCAUGUUCAAUCUUAAUGAAGCUUUCGACAAAUUGCGUCGGAAGGUGCCAACUUUCGCAUAUGAGAAGAGGCUUUCGCGCAUUGAAACUCUUCGAUUAGCUAUAACGUACAUAGGCUUUAUGACAGAAUUACUCACUGGCGCUCCUAUCAAUACACACAAAAGUCGUUCUGCUGAUAUUUAUGGAAGCAUGAACGGUCACCAUCAUCCUUCGGCUAUGGCACAUCAUCUGCAUCCGGCGGCAUUUCAAAGAGAUUUUGUUUCACCUUACAAUCACAGUUUGGGUUAAAAAGUGACAAUGACAAAUAUUUACCAUGAGGUUAAUAC